Pelodiscus sinensis (Chinese soft-shelled turtle) is the source of this 984-nucleotide messenger RNA. Its product is annotated as olfactory receptor 6C75-like. Lineage: Eukaryota; Metazoa; Chordata; Testudines; Trionychidae. The record is from RefSeq and is a predicted model, not a curated record. Gene Ontology annotation, biological process: G protein-coupled receptor signaling pathway. Gene Ontology annotation, molecular function: G protein-coupled receptor activity; olfactory receptor activity. Gene Ontology annotation, cellular component: membrane.
AUGGAGAAAUCGGAAGGAAGGAAUCAAACACCUAUUGUGGAAUUCAUCCUCUUAGAGUUUGGUAACGACCCUGAACUGCAGCCCCUCCUCUUCCUGCUCUUCCUACUGAUCUACCUUGUGACUUUGGCUGGGAACCUUCUCAUCGUGGCACUGGUGGUGGCCAAUCAGCACCUUCACACCCCCAUGUACUUCUUCCUGGGGAACCUGUCCUGCCUGGAGAUCUGCUACAGCACCACCUUCCUGCCCCGGCUGCUGACCAGUCUCCUGACAGAAGACAGAAGCAUUUCAAUUAAGGGCUGCAUCAUGCAAUUAUAUUUCUUUGGUGUCAUAUCAACUGUAGAAAAUCUGCUCCUCGCGGUCAUGUCUUACGACCGGUAUCUAGCCAUCUGCCAACCCCUCCGCUAUGCUGCUCUGAUGAACGACCGGGUGUGUGGCCAGCUAGUGGCAGGGGCCUGGAUAAGUAGCUUUCUGAGCUGCACCAUAGUAAUUAUUUUCGUGUGGCAAUUAACGUUCUGUGAUUCCAAAGAAAUUGAUCAUUUCUUUUGUGAUUUUUCACCCAUCCUAAAACUGUCCUGUGAUGACACCCUGAUUCUGCAGCUGCUGGCAUUUACUCUCGCUGCUGUUGGGUCACUUGUGCCCUGUCUACUGACCCUGACGUCCUACGUGUGUAUCAUCACCACCAUCCUGAGGAUCCCGUCCAGCUCCGGGAGGCAAAAGGCCUUUUCCACCUGCUCCUCCCACCUCAUUGUGGUGACAAUUUACUACGGGACUGUGAUCACUGUCUAUGUGGUUCCAACAGCCACCACUCUUAAAAUCCUUCAUAAAAUAUUCUCUGUCUUCUACACCGUCCUGACUCCAAUGAUCAACCCCGUCAUCUACUGCUUGAGAAACAAGGAGGUCAAGGAGUGCUUGAGAAGAGCUGUCCAUAAAUUAGUUGCUAUCAGAAACGGGCAAUGGAAUCUGACAAUUUUCAGUAUAUACUAA